CACCAAUCUGAAGCCAACAGCCAUCUAAAGAUCUCUUCCUUCUCACCCAUAUCAAAAAUUUUCUCUACCACCUCUUACAAAAUUUCCCCAGCAAAACCACUCAAAUCUCAAACCAAUAUUCUUUUUCUUUUUUCAUUAUUUUAUAUGCACUAAUAUUGUUUUUUAGUGAGUUAAAUCUUAGAUUAAAUCAGCAAAAUUUUAGCAUCUGAUAAACAAAGCCCAGAGAAGAACAGAUUCUGAUUAUUAGUUAAACAGUAAUCGACAGUUAGAGGCAGAGACGACUAAUCAUACUGUUGUUGCAGAGUGGAAGCUCAGGUUUUGGGGGGUGUGUGUGUGUCUUGCUGUUGAUUGGUCCGCUGGUUGCUUCGAAAGGGUAUAUUUCAGAGGUUACAUCUUGUUUAGGAUACAUGGCUAAUCCGUCCGAGCGAUGGAUUGAUGGCCUUCAGUUCUCAUCGCUGUUCAGGCCUCCGCCGCAGGACCCUCAACAUCGAAAGGUUCAAAUUACUGCAUAUGUCGAGUAUUUCGGUCAAUUCACAUCAGAACAAUUCCCUGAGGACAUUGCUGAGCUUGUCCGCAACCGCUAUCCAUCUGAUGAACAGCGCCUUUUUGAUGAUGUUCUGGCAACGUUUGUCCUUCACCAUCCUGAACAUGGGCAUGCGGUUGUUCUUCCAAUUAUUGCAUGCAUAAUUGAUGGUACACUUAUGUAUGAUAAGAAUGCCCCUCCAUUUUCUUCAUUCAUCUCCUUAGUCUGCCCAAGUAGUGAGAAUGAGUAUUCUGAACAGUGGGCACUGGCAUGUGGAGAGAUCUUGCGGAUUCUGACUCAUUACAACCGUCCAAUAUGUAAAACGGAACUGCCAAAUAGUGAAGCAGAUAGAAGCAAUAGCAGCAGCCAAGCUACAACAAGUGAAUCUGCUGAUGGGGAAUCAUCCUUUCACAUGCCUUCAAUGCGACAGGAGAGGAAGCCUUUGAGGCCUUUAUCUCCCUGGAUUACUGAUAUAUUGCUUGCAGCGCCUUUGGGCAUCAGAAGUGAUUACUUUCGUUGGUGCAGUGGUGUUAUGGGUAAAUAUGCAGCUGGAGACCUCAGGCCGCCUAUGACUGCUUCUAUUCGUGGAUCUGGAAAGCAUCCUCAGCUCAUGCCAUCAACUCCAAGAUGGGCAGUUGCUAAUGGUGCUGGUGUCAUUUUAAGUGUAUGCGAUGAGGAGGUUGCACGCUACGAGACUGCUACUUUAACAGCUGCAGCAGUUCCUGCACUUCUACUUCCUCCACCGACAACAGCUUUGGAUGAGCAUCUAGUUGCUGGGCUGCCAGCUCUUGAACCGUAUGCUCGAUUAUUUCAUCGGUACUAUGCCAUUGCAACUCCAAGUGCCACCCAAAGACUUCUUCUUGGACUUCUAGAAGCACCACCAUCAUGGGCCCCGGAUGCACUUGAUGCUGCUGUACAGCUUGUGGAACUCCUUCGGGCAGCUGAAGACUAUGCAACUGGUAUAAGGCUUCCUCGAAAUUGGAUGCAUUUGCAUUUUCUGCGUGCAAUUGGGACUGCAAUGUCUAUGAGAGUGGGUAUUGCCGCUGAUGCUGCUGCAGCUUUACUUUUUCGUAUACUGUCACAGCCUGCACUGCUCUUUCCUCCAUUAAGACAAGUUGAGGGAGUGGCAGUUCAACAUGAACCUUCUGAUGGUUAUAUUUCGUGUUAUAGGAAGCAGAUAGAGGUGCCUGCAGCUGAAGCAACUAUUGAAGCUACCGCCCAAGGUAUCGCAUCAAUGCUUUGUGCUCACGGACCAGAAGUGGAGUGGAGAAUAUGUACAAUAUGGGAAGCUGCUUAUGGCCUGAUUCCCUUGAGCUCUUCAGCUGUUGAUCUUCCGGAUAUAAUUGUUGCAACCCCAUUGCAGCCUCCCAUACUAUCAUGGAACCUAUACAUACCUCUUCUUAAGGUCCUUGAAUACCUUCCACGCGGAAGUCCUUCUGAAGCGUGUCUCAUGAAGAUAUUUGUGGCCACUGUUGAAGCUAUUCUACAGAGAACUUUUCCUCCUGAAUACUCCAGGGAGCAAACCAGAAAAACAAGAUACAGCAUGGGUUCUGCCUUAAAGAAUCUUGCUGUGGCAGAGCUUCGUACAAUGGUUCAUUCCCUCUUUUUAGAAUCAUGUGCUUCAGUGGAGCUUGCUUCUCGCCUGCUUUUUGUCGUCUUAACCGUGUGCGUUAGCCAUGAAGCUCAGUUCCAUGGGAUUAAGAGACCGCGAAGCGAGGAAAGUUAUCCUCCUGAUGAGAGCAUUGAGGAGUCGCAGGCACAGUUUGAAAAGCUGAGAGACAUAAAACCUAGAAAAACAAAAAAUCAAGGGCCUGUAUCUGCAUUCGAUUCUUAUGUGCUUGCUGCUGUUUGCGCUCUUGCCUGCGAGCUUCAGUUGUUCCCCUUGGUUACAAGCGGAAAUACUCAUUUGAUCGCUAAAAAUGUUCAAGCUAAACCCAAUCAUACAAAAGUAAAUGGAUCUUCUAUCGAGUAUGGACAUGGUAUCGACUCAGCUAUUCAUCAUACUCGCAGAAUCUUAGCGAUUUUAGAGGCACUCUUUUCACUGAAGCCGUCUUCUGUUGGCACCUCAUGGACUUAUAGUUCGAAUGAAAUAGUUGCUGCAGCUAUGGUUGCCGCUCAUGUUUCUGAACUAUUUAGACAGUCAAAGGCUUGUAUGCAUGCGCUCUCUGUCCUAAUGCGAUGCAAGUGGGACAAUGAAAUUUACACUAGGGCAUCAUCGUUAUACAAUCUCAUUGACAUUCACAGCAAGGCAGUUGCAUCCAUUGUUGACAAGGCUGAACCAUUAGAAGCACAAUUGAUAUAUGCACCUGUUUGUUUAGAUAGCAGAACACGAAGCAAACGUACAAAUACCGCUUGCUGUGAUCCUCCUCGAGUAUCUUCUUCAGAAUAUGAAGAUUCAAUUCAUCCAGCCAAUAAUCUCAGAUGUCAGAUGGUGUUAACAUCAGAUGAAGGCUUAGGAAAUUCCACGGGCAAAAGUGUAGAAAGUUUCCCGUUAGAUGCCUCGGAUUUGGCCAAUUUUCUUACAAAGGAUAGGCACUUAGGAUUCAAUUGCAGUGCACAAAUUCUUCUAAGAUCCUUGCUUGUGGAGAAGCAAGAGUUAUGUUUCUCUGUUGUUUCACUAUUGUGGCACAAACUGAUAGCAGCCCCUGAAACACAACCCAGUGCCGAAAGCACUUCUGCCCAACAGGGAUGGAGACAGGUGGUUGAUGCAUUGUGCAAUGUCGUAUCAGCAUCUCCGGCAAAAGCAGCAACUGCAGUUGUUCUUCAGGCGGAUAGGGAAUUGCAGCCAUGGAUUGCCAAAAAUGAUGAUCAAGGUCAGAAGAUGUGGAGAAUCAACCAGCGGAUUGUAAAGUUGAUAGUGGAACUAAUGAGAAAUCAUGAUAUCCCGGAAUCAUUGGUAAUUGUAGCAAGUGCCUCUGAUUUGCUUCUACGUGCCACUGAUGGAAUGCUCGUAGAUGGGGAAGCUUGCACUUUACCACAACUCGAGCUGUUGGAAGCAACAGCUAGAGCAGUUCAGCCAGUACUAGAGUGGGGGGAAUCAGGACUGGCUGUCGUGGAUGGACUUUCAAACCUGUUAAAGUGUCGUCUGCCAGCUACAACUCGAUGUCUUUCUCAUCCAAGUGCACACGUUCGUGCUCUCAGCAUAUCGGUACUUCGCAAUAUUCUGCAAUCAAAUCCUAAGCUGGAAAUAAAUGGUAUCCAUGGUCCUUAUUUCAGUAUCAGUGUCAUCGAUUGGCAUACUGAUAUCGAGAAGUGCUUAACAUGGGAAGCUCAUAGUCAACUUGCAAGAGGAAUGCCUAUACAUUUUCUCGACACCGCCGCCAAAGAACUAGGCUGUAAUAUUUCGAUGUAACAUGAAUUAACCUUCGAAUCCUUUUCAGGUCCGACUACAUAGAGGAAUAUAAUAGAACUUUCUCCCAAGUGGGUUGAACUGAAGGAUAUGGGGAUGAAGCCUUUGAAGGUUGUGAAAAGCAUGCAAUACAAGGACUCUGCCACACCAAGGUUUUAUGUCACUAAUCUUACUUUGACUAUAAAUUAGCUUUGUUAUAUUAUAGGCCAAGAUUCCCAUUUGUUUGAGGGAUUACAGUAUGUAAUUUCAGUUAACUUCUAUGGUUUCAAUCAGUUGUAUUUGGAUAGUUUAGUUCAUCUCAGCAUUAUGGGUACCUAAAGUUUUUAGUGGUUGA
Gossypium raimondii (Peruvian cotton) is the source of this 4206-nucleotide messenger RNA. RefSeq names its product protein GIGANTEA. Gene Ontology annotation, biological process: regulation of circadian rhythm; regulation of long-day photoperiodism, flowering; response to stress. Gene Ontology annotation, cellular component: nucleus. NCBI's taxonomy places the organism in Eukaryota, Viridiplantae, Streptophyta, Magnoliopsida, Malvales, Malvaceae. The record is from RefSeq and is a predicted model, not a curated record. Bases 408 to 3875 code for a protein of 1155 amino acids. The transcript has 16 exons.